Drosophila serrata is the source of this 2341-nucleotide messenger RNA. Its product is annotated as putative inorganic phosphate cotransporter. NCBI's taxonomy places the organism in Eukaryota, Metazoa, Arthropoda, Insecta, Diptera, Drosophilidae. The record is from RefSeq and is a predicted model, not a curated record. Gene Ontology annotation, cellular component: membrane. Gene Ontology annotation, biological process: transmembrane transport; monoatomic anion transport. Gene Ontology annotation, molecular function: transmembrane transporter activity.
UCUAUAUAUUGUUAAAUAAUCAAAGGUAUCAUAUGUAUUUGUAAGAUUGUAUAUUCACGACCCUAUUAAUGAAUAACAAUUUGAUUUAACCAGUUCAGCAAAGAUGUUCCUUUUCCUUUUCUGUAAAAUAUUUUCAGUACGCAGCCACCAAAAAGUAGGCAAUAAUUGUUAAAUGACUGGAAAAUUGUCAACAUCGAUCGAUUUGUUUAAUAUUAUCUCCUAUAAUUCUGGUUCUUUGUAGGUGUUUAUUACUUGAAGUCAUAUGGGUGUAGAUCGAAUCAAAGAAAUUCAUUAAUGAAUGAGAGCUAGUAAAAUUUUCAUCAAUUCCGUGCUCUCCCAAUGUUCAAAUACGUCCCUCAUUUGACCUUAUCACCUGAUAGGGUAUCUGAUAAGCGAAAUUCGGCUUAUCGAUUGAUUCGAUUUGAAUAUAAUUGAAAACUAAGCUAAUCCAUUAAUUCAAUUUAAAUCCCACCGUGGAAGAGAGUGGUUGCAGGCUAAGCUGAAUCUGUGAUGACUGCCGAAAACAGUAAAGGUAUUAAGAUAAGGCACAGUCCUUCGACUGGGAUAGGAUUUUGUGCUUAAAAAGAGUUUCCCACGAACUUGACACACUUUGGCUGUGCCCUUUUCAAGUCAGACCUUGCCCACAGCCUGAUAAGACCAUGCUGGCCAUUCGCACGCCCAUCAAGUGGUUGUAAAUCACUCAAAUUAUGGCAGCGAUAACGGUGUCUCAAGAGCCAUUCAGAUUUAUUUGGCCAAGUUAUUUGCUGGCAGGAAGUGCUACCCGCGAUAAUAAUUACCGUUUUCCCAUUUGUUGUGCCUGUUUUUAGGACCCGCAGUGGGCAUGCGCCAUGUCCAGGCCCUCCUGAUCUUCCUCAACAUAACGAUCAUGUUCAUCGGACGCUUGAAUGUGGGCGUGUCAGUGGUGGCCUUGACCAAUGCAGAGUCAACAAAUCCGGAUUUUCCCGAAUAUAGCUGGACGGAGGCGGAAAAGUCUUACAUCCUUUCCAGUUUCUUCUGGGGCUACAUCUUCACCCAGUUCCUGGGCGGCUAUCUCUGCAAGCGAUAUGGCGUGAAGAGCGUCAUGUUCUGGGGAGUUUUCGGAUCCGGUGUCUGCAGCUCUUUGACGCCUCUCUUCAUUGGCUUCGGAGAGUGGCAGGCCUACUGUGGCAUUCGGGUAUUAAUGGGACUGGCCCAAGGAGUGGUGUUCCCCUGCAUUCACCAGCACCUGGCCAGAUGGUCACCUCCCAAGGAAAGGAAUCGCUUGGGUGCUCUCGCCCACACGGGCAUCGAGUGUGGCAACGUGAGUGCCAUGUUCCUCAGCGGAAUGAUUGCCAAGAGCUCCAUUGGUUGGCCAGGAGUCCAGUAUGUAUCCGCGGGGCUAGCGUUCUUCUGGUGCACCGUGUGGUUCGUAUUUGCGGCCAACAAUCCUACAGAAUCUCGAUUCAUUGGGGAAAGAGAACUUGGAUAUAUAGAGUCGUCGUUAAAGCACAAUGAAAAGUACCACAAGACCAUUAUACCCAUACCCUGGAAGGCCAUUUGGACGUCUGCUCCAUUCCUGGCCCUGCUGACAGCUCGAUGCUGUGAGAACUGGGGGCUGAGCACGCUGCAGGCAGAGAUCCCAUCCUAUAUGAAUGGUGUCCUGGACAUGGACAUGAAGAACAAUGCCUUCUUCUCCGCUCUGCCCUUCCUGGCCAUGUGGAUUAUGUCGUAUGCUUACUUGAUCACGGCAGAGGUUCUGCUAAACAAAAAAGUGGUUAGUCUAACAGUGCUUAGGAAGACCUACAACUCGAUAGCCUUCUGGAUUCCCUGUGCCACUUUGAUUGGCAUUGGAUUUCUGGACAAGGAACAGAAGAACUAUGCAAUAGCCCUGAUGACCAUCAGCGUGGGUGUGAAUAGUGCUCAGACCAUUGGCAGUGUUCUAAACACGAUAGAUCUGUCGGCCAAUCAUGCCAGCAUCCUGAUGGGCAUCGUGAAUACAGCUGCCAACUUCGUGCCCAUAGCCACGCCCUUAGUUGUGGGUUGGAUUGUGAAGGAUAAUGUGAGUUAAAGUGAAUUCUCUAUCUAUAUAUUUUUUCAAUAUUUUCCAUUUGAUUGUUCUUGAUUCCAGUCUGAUCGCACCGAAUGGCAGAUCAUCUUCAUCAUCGCAGCAGUUGUCUUUUUUGUGGGAAAUGUCGUCUAUGUUAUCUUUGGAACUGCUGUAAUUCAGCCUUGGGAUGCGGAGGACUACCUCCAGCUAAGGCAACCCGAACUGGCCGACGAACCAGCAAGCACUGGGGCGGCCAAAGAGGCCCCUUCAUUAAGUGGCAAUGAAAAGCCAAAGCUAAAGUCCAUAAGCAGAUAA